This is a messenger RNA of Daldinia decipiens, 1833 nucleotides long. RefSeq names its product DNA polymerase subunit Cdc27. Gene Ontology annotation, molecular function: DNA-directed DNA polymerase activity. Gene Ontology annotation, cellular component: nucleus; delta DNA polymerase complex. Bases 166 to 1449 code for a protein of 427 amino acids. The transcript is spliced from 4 exons. NCBI's taxonomy places the organism in Eukaryota, Fungi, Ascomycota, Sordariomycetes, Xylariales, Hypoxylaceae. Gene Ontology annotation, biological process: DNA synthesis involved in UV-damage excision repair; DNA replication; nucleotide-excision repair, DNA gap filling. The record is from RefSeq and is a predicted model, not a curated record.
CUUUCCUUUUCAGACGCGACUACCAGCUUUAAAGUGGCAUGCCACCUUUCUUACCUUCAUAAUUACUUUAGUUGUCUUUGAAGAGCAAACAACAAAAUAUUCUGUAUUUCGUUCAGUUAUGCUGCAAGCUAGACUAUUUGAUUAUUCUUGAAAUUUCCGGUCAAUAUGGACCCCCAUAUGCAGUAUCUAGCCCAGAAGCUCCUCACUGAGGAUCAGAUCGUAACUUAUCGCCUCCUGAGCCGGGCAUUGAAGGUUCACGUAAACACUGCCAAAGAGAUGCUUUAUGAUUUUCAUAAAUGGCAGAACGAUAAACGCCCAGGAUCUCUUCAUGCCACAUACCUCGUAUACGGUACUAAGAAGGUAGCGGUAAAAACAGAAGAAUCGGAUGGCGAUGUGAAGAUGACCGAUUCUCAAAGUUUGGGAGAGAUGCAUGUUCCUUUCUCAGAUGAAGUUUCUACUUAUACGCUCUCUAUAGUUAAAGAGGAACAACUGCAAGAUCUACUAGCAGAGUAUGAUGAGGUUACCUCGAUACACAUCUACAGCUUAGCACUCCAUCCCCUCAAAGACCUCCAGCUCUUGGCCGAUACAGCUCGACAGGUCCUGGAGUUGUCCACAACAGGCGACGUUCCAGCUUCAAGCAAAACAUUUGGUUCAAUUGCCAAUCACAAUGUGCGUAGGAGGGAACGUCGUGGGCCAGCACCUAAGCCUGUUACUAGUACACCCACUUCCAAAGCUGCACCAAAGGCCGAAAUCAAGCAAGAGGCACAACCUGCCGAUGUUAAGGAGGAGCCUAAGGUAGCACCUCAAGCUAAUGUUAAAGGAUCAACUUCAGUUGCUACUACUAAGAAGCCUACUGCUGCUACUUCGUUGAAACGACAGAGUUCUUCUGGAAUUGGGCAAAUGUUUGCUAAGGCAGCUGCUAAACCUAAGAAAACUGCAGCGAGUGCUGCCGAGGAGGACCAAAAGAUGGCCUUGUCUGAUGAUGGAGAGGACGACGUCGUGCCGAUGCCGGAGGUUAAGCAAGAGUCGGAGAGUGCUAGGCAACUGAGGAAGAAUCGCCAAGCCGAACUGCGUCGCAUGAUGGAAGAGAGCGAAGAAGAGGAAGAUGAAAAAGCGGAGAGUCCUACUGAGGAGCCUAUGGAGGAAGAAGAGGAGGUGCCUUCACCCGAACCGGAACCUAAGGAAGAAGAACCCGCCGAAGUAGUAUCGAGCACAGGCGAUGGUAAACGUAGGGGAAGACGACGAGUCACGCGCAAGAAGCAGGUUAUGGAUGACAAGGGAUAUUUGGUUACAAUACAGGAACAGGGUUGGGAAUCAUUUUCCGAGGACGAAGCUCCGCUGCCGCUUAAACAGAAGCCUCAACCAGCCAAGACAGAACCUGCUGCAAAGCCCAAGAAGGCGACAGGCAAGGGCCAGGGUAAUAUUAUGUCCUUCUUUUCAAAGAAGUGAGGUCGUUGCUAUAUACUCGGAGGGUUGUGGACUAGAGCCGGUCGUGGGAAAGAUUAACUGAAUAACCUAGGAGAUUCCCUUAUUAUAAGAAGGGCUUAAUUGUCUUGAGCUAAUCGUAGUGAAGCAGGAGUCUUGCCAUCUUCGACAGAAAUUUACAACAUGUUACUACAUUAAAAGAUGACAUUUCUCCUCGGUUGUGAAGUUUCAAUCCUUUAUCUACCUAAAACUCAACACCUACCCCCGAUGCAUACUCUCUAAUUAUAAACUCCUACGAAAUAAAACUUACUAGGAAUGGUUUCAUGAGAUCUGCCAUUUAGUUAUACGUAUGUGACUUGUAGCGGUGCUAGCCUAUAUGGCUAACUUUCGUUUCUCUUUGGCCGUGUU